UGGUAAUGGGUAUCAAUCCUGAUGAUGGAAUCAGGCGUGCGGUCGGUAAAUUUCAACAAGAUUAUACCACGCAGUCUCCGCGCGUUAUUCUCGUAGGAACGGUGUAUUGGUAUAUCGACCUUAAUGUUGGCAGCAUUUGUUACAUGAGUCUGUAGCGUAAAGGGGCAGUUGGUGUGUGAAUUGGCCGAGAACUGUUGUUCUUGGGAAGUAAUCGUGUAUUUGUCGAGUUCAUAAUAAUUACUAAUAAAGAUGACGAUCAGCAAGAACAACAAAAUGUUGCAGCAUAUAAAUUAUCGGGUCCGAAUAAUUUUACAGGAUUCGAGGACGUUUAUAGGAACCUUUAAGGCAUUUGACAAACACAUGAACCUUAUCCUCGGAGACUGUGAAGAAUUCCGUAAGAUUAAACCAAAAAACUCGAAGCAGCCCGAGCGUGAAGAAAAGAGAGUCCUUGGAUUUGUGUUACUGCGUGGGGAGAAUAUUGUAUCCCUGACAGUUGAAGGGCCACCUCCUCCAGAAGAAGGACUUCCUCGUGUGCCCAUUCCUGGAGCAGCACCUGGACCUGGCAUGGGACGAGCUGCUGGAAGGGGCGUUCCUACUGGAGCUACAGGAGUUCCUGCAGGUCUUCAGGGCCCAGUCCGAGGUGUGGGUGGUCCAUCUCAGCAGGUAAUGACCCCUGGAGGUCGUGGAGGACCACAGGUGUCAGCUCCUCCUCAGAUGCGGCCACAGCAGCCAGGUCCACCCCGCAUGCCUGUUGGUGGACCACCACCUGGUAUGAUGGGACCACCCCCUGGCAUGAUGGGUAUGCCACCUGGUAUGCCAAUGGGUCGAGGAGGUCCAAUGGGUCCUCCAGGGAUGCGAGGGCCACCACCUGGUAUGAUGAGAGGAGGACCUCCUCGUCCAUAUUAAUUUGAAUUCGUGGCAAAUAAGUGAAUGGACCUUCUGCUGUUACUGAUGCAAACACUGGCCAUGUCAAGGCCUGUAUCCUGAUAAUGAAAUGUGUGACUACACAUUUAACUGCUGACCAAAUUACAAUACAUAAUGAUUCUUUAGAAAUAAUCUUUCAGGGGAACCUUGCAUUUAAAAAUCAUCUGUCAGAUAUAAUUACUUUUGCAAGUUAGAAUAGUACUAUAAUGCACUGUAAGCAACUUAACAUUAUCCACGCCAAAUGAAUCAAGAAACAUAUUACAAACAAGCCUUCCUACAUACUCAUGGAGACAGUUGGGGAAGAUGGUGUCUGCGAAACUAUACAGCCACAGAAUAAGCACCCUCUUGUAAUGUGUGACAUAUUUUUUAUUGAAUAAAUACUUAGGGAAUCUAUAAAGAAAUAUUCCUAAUGAUGUUUAAGUGAC
Molecule: messenger RNA, 1349 nt
Organism: Zootermopsis nevadensis
Lineage: Eukaryota; Metazoa; Arthropoda; Insecta; Blattodea; Termopsidae
Gene: SmB
Product: small ribonucleoprotein particle protein SmB
Biological process (GO): mRNA splicing, via spliceosome
Cellular component (GO): catalytic step 2 spliceosome; U4 snRNP; U5 snRNP
Molecular function (GO): RNA binding; snRNP binding
Source: RefSeq, a predicted model, not a curated record